AUGGGUGAUGUUGAAAAGGGUAAAAAGCUGUUUGUUCAAAAAUGUUCUCAGUGCCAUACAGUAGAAAAAGGUGGAAAACACAAGACGGGCCCAAAUCUUUGGGGUCUCCUAGGCCGUAAAACGGGACAAGCUGCUGGAUUUUCUUAUUCAGAUGCCAACAAGAAUAAAGGUAUUGUCUGGAGUGAAAAUACACUGAUGGAAUAUUUGGAGAACCCAAAGAAAUACAUUCCUGGAACUAAAAUGAUUUUUGCUGGUAUUAAAAAGAAGACUGACAGAGCAGAUCUUAUUGCAUAUUUGAAAAAAGCAACUUCUUCAUGA
This is a messenger RNA of Eublepharis macularius, 318 nucleotides long. RefSeq names its product cytochrome c, somatic-like. Lineage: Eukaryota; Metazoa; Chordata; Lepidosauria; Squamata; Eublepharidae. Gene Ontology annotation, cellular component: mitochondrial intermembrane space. The record is from RefSeq and is a predicted model, not a curated record. Gene Ontology annotation, molecular function: electron transfer activity; heme binding. The transcript is spliced from 2 exons. Gene Ontology annotation, biological process: mitochondrial electron transport, cytochrome c to oxygen; mitochondrial electron transport, ubiquinol to cytochrome c. The coding region runs from base 1 to 318 and encodes 105 amino acids.